AGAUUCUAAAGAUGAGAAGCUAAGAAAGCUACAAGCCCAUACUCAAAUGGUCCGCAUGCUGAUAGACGAUAGCGAAAAUCUUUUCAUCUUGAAGGGUAAACAUGCUCAGCUCCAACAUGAUAAAGCUGCUUUAGAAAAGAAAAACGAAGAGCUGUGGAGAAAUAACGAAUCCCUGCAGAGAGAGGUCGAGGGUUUCGUAAAGAUGAGAGAGGAAGUUCUACCUUUAGUGAACACCAUGGGAGUUAUGAAACCUUUGGGAGGUGGUCCUAGGGGACCGGCACCGCCACAACAAAUGCAGGGCCGACCAUCCCAACAAAUGCAGCCUAGGCCACCGCCCCCACAGGGUCCCCCACGAUAAACUCCUUUCAUAACACA
This is a messenger RNA of Owenia fusiformis, 375 nucleotides long. Lineage: Eukaryota; Metazoa; Annelida; Polychaeta; Sabellida; Oweniidae. The record is from the annotation of a GenBank genome assembly.